Iphiclides podalirius (scarce swallowtail) is the source of this 1350-nucleotide messenger RNA. Lineage: Eukaryota; Metazoa; Arthropoda; Insecta; Lepidoptera; Papilionidae. The record is from the annotation of a GenBank genome assembly.
AUGCGUGAGUGCAUCUCCGUACACGUCGGCCAAGCUGGAGUCCAGAUCGGUAACGCCUGCUGGGAGCUGUACUGUCUUGAGCAUGGCAUCCAACCCGACGGCCAGAUGCCCACCGACAAGACCAUCGGCGGUGGCGACGACUCAUUCAACACCUUCUUCAGCGAAACUGGCGCCGGCAAACAUGUCCCUAGGGCCGUCUUCGUUGAUUUGGAGCCUACUGUAGUCGAUGAGGUUCGCACAGGUACAUACAGACAGUUGUUUCAUCCAGAACAACUUAUCACUGGCAAGGAAGAUGCGGCCAACAACUAUGCCCGCGGUCACUACACAAUCGGCAAAGAAAUCGUAGACUUGGUUCUCGACCGCAUCCGCAAGCUCGCCGACCAGUGCACAGGCCUCCAGGGCUUCCUCAUCUUCCACUCGUUCGGCGGCGGCACCGGCUCCGGUUUCACAUCACUCCUGAUGGAGCGUCUCUCGGUGGACUACGGAAAGAAGUCUAAGCUCGAGUUCGCCAUCUACCCCGCCCCGCAGGUGUCCACCGCCGUAGUGGAGCCAUACAACUCGAUCCUCACCACCCACACCACGCUGGAGCACUCUGACUGCGCGUUCAUGGUCGACAACGAGGCCAUCUACGACAUCUGCCGCCGGAACCUCGACAUCGAGCGCCCCACCUACACCAACCUGAACCGUCUCAUCGGCCAGAUCGUCUCCUCCAUCACCGCCUCCCUGCGCUUCGACGGCGCCCUCAACGUCGACCUGACCGAGUUCCAGACCAACUUGGUGCCCUACCCGCGCAUCCACUUCCCGCUGGUCACCUACGCGCCGGUCAUCUCCGCCGAGAAGGCGUACCACGAGCAGCUCUCCGUCGCCGAGAUCACCAACGCGUGCUUCGAGCCCGCCAACCAGAUGGUCAAGUGCGACCCGCGCCACGGCAAGUACAUGGCCUGCUGCAUGCUGUACAGGGGCGACGUCGUGCCCAAGGACGUGAAUGCCGCAAUCGCCACGAUCAAGACCAAGCGCACAAUCCAGUUCGUCGACUGGUGCCCGACCGGCUUCAAGGUGGGCAUCAACUACCAGCCCCCGACCGUGGUGCCCGGCGGCGACCUGGCCAAGGUGCAGCGCGCCGUCUGCAUGUUGUCCAACACCACCGCCAUCGCGGAGGCGUGGGCUCGUCUCGACCACAAGUUCGACCUGAUGUACGCCAAGCGCGCCUUCGUGCACUGGUACGUCGGCGAGGGUAUGGAGGAGGGCGAGUUCUCGGAGGCCCGCGAGGACUUGGCCGCCCUCGAGAAGGACUACGAGGAGGUCGGCAUGGACUCCGCCGAGGGCGAAGGCGAAGGUGCCGAGGAAUAU